Molecule: messenger RNA, 3325 nt
Organism: Anneissia japonica
Lineage: Eukaryota; Metazoa; Echinodermata; Crinoidea; Comatulida; Comatulidae
Product: choline transporter-like protein 5-B
Exons: 2
Coding region: 1-1920 (639 amino acids)
Biological process (GO): transmembrane transport
Cellular component (GO): membrane
Molecular function (GO): transmembrane transporter activity
Source: RefSeq, a predicted model, not a curated record
AUGGGAGAACGUCUUAACACCGAUGCAUCUGACAAUAAACCUAAAGAACAUUAUUACGGUGAAUCCAAAAAAUAUGACCCAACUUUCGAUGGACCAACUUCUAACAGGAGUUGUACAGAUAUUAUUUGCUGUUUUGUGUUCGUUUUGUUCAUUGUUGGUCUCGGAGUGGUCAGUGCCAUUGGGUUCCAGAGAGGUAAUAAGGAAAUAUAUAUAUUAGUAACAGAUUACUUAGGUCAAGUAUGUGGGAUGUCAGAAUCUGUAGUAGACAAACCCUACCUAUUCUUUUUUGACUACCUGGUGUGUUUGAAUGAGGUAAAACCUCCUAAACUUGACUGCACCACAUCGCUGCAAGUAUGCGUUGAUGAAUGCCCAAAGGAAAACUAUGCCAUCGAAGUUCGAUACUCCAAAAAAUUAGAUGAUCCGAAUGUCGAUGUCAAUUCCAUCGAUUGGAAUGAUUUCAUUUGUAUCUAUGGAUUAAAUGCAAAAGAUGAAGUAAAUAAGUCUGAUGCCACCAUAAAGGACCUUUUGAAUGACAAUAAAUGUGCAAACUUUUACACAAAAAGUGAUGUGUUUACCAGUCGCUGUUAUCCCAAAUUCUUAGUUUCUGACACGUUAUCAGAAAAGAACACCACACCAAAUAACCGACAAAUAACCGAAGAAGAUCGCGCUGUCGCAUAUGACCUGCUAAAUCUUCUUCAAAGCUAUGAACGUUUUAAUAACACAGUCGAGGAAUUCAUAGAAACGUGGCCGUAUAUGGUGGCUGGUAUUACAAUAUCAAUGUUCGCUUCUCUGCUUUACAUUGUUUUAAUGCGCUGGAUUGCAGCCAUUAUGGUUUGGAGUAGCAUCGUAUGGGUGUUUGCACUUUUAGGGUACGGAACCUACUUCUGUUGGAAUGAACGGAACUGCAUAAAAAAUCAUGAAUCUGAUUGUACUUCAGAUAGAUCUUCGUUGGAUUAUAACCAGCUUGCGAGCUACCUCAAAAUGGAGAGAAUCUGGUAUAUAUCAGCUAUUAUAAUGAGUACAAUCUUAGCAAUUCUCAUCCUAGUUGUGUUAUUACUAAUCAAGAGUAUUCGCAUUGCAAUUGCUUUAAUCCAAGAAGCAAGUACAGCAGUUUCAUCACUACAUUUUUCUCUCUUGUGGCCUGUCAUCCCGUUCAUCAUGCAGCUAGCCUUUCUAACAUUUUGGGCAUUUAGCGUAAUCUUCAUAGCAUCCAUUGUGGAACCACCAUACCAGAUAGUUAACUCGGAUUCAACCGACGAGUAUACAGACGGUGCAAGUUGUAACCCCACAGUUUCACUCAAUGGAACAGCUAAAUGUGUUCUGAUAGGUUAUAACAUCGUCCCAAAUUACAUCUACUGGUUGGAAGCAUACAACCUAGUGGCUCUAUUUUGGAUUUUAAACUUCAUACGUGCUCUUGGGCAAAUUACUCUAGCGGGAGCAUUUGCAAGCUACUAUUGGGCAUUUACUAAACCAGAUGACAUCAAACACCUACCUCUGCUUCGAUCAUUUUGGAGAAGCAUUCGUUAUCAUAUUGGAUCAAUCGCCUUUGGCUCCCUGAUCAUAUCCAUCAUCAAACUUAUUCGUUUUACCAUACAAUAUAUUGAAGACAAAGUAAGAAAUGCAGACAAUUGCUUCACAAAAUUUAUCGCUUUGUGUUUUAAAUUUAUCUUUUGGUGUUUAGAUGCCAUGCAGUAUAGCUUCUUUGACGUGUACGAUAUGGCGAUCGAUACAUUGUUUCUGUGCUUCCUUGAAGACUUAGAGCGACACGAUGGAACACCAGAGAAGCCUUUCUACAUGUCAAAACAACUGAUGCAUAUACUUGGAGUGAAAAAACAAAAAGAAAAUGAAUGGAUGUUGUCACUAACUUUACAUCAUUGUUUAGAAUUAUUUAGUGUUUUGCUAACAGCUAUCCCAAACUAAGUUCCGCUGAACCUAGUGGGGGAAUUUACAGCUUGCUCUACUAAUGUGCAUAAACUAUAACACCUACAUGAACUUUAUGUUACUUCAUUAUUUCUGUUGUAAAAAUGCUUCUGGUGCUUUGAAAAUAGUAUGCAGUACAUAAAACCCUUAGGGGUCCGCGAAACAUAAUUGGGAUCCGCCAAUUUAAAAUGGUCCGCAGGGUGUCCACUAAACAAAAGUUGUGGUUUGCUAGAUGCAGGGUUUCCGGAACGCCGCCUGAGUUGCGUGUGCGAAGCACAACUCAAAGUCAGAAGUGGAACGUGAAAUUUGGAUAUAUUUUUGUAGUCAGAUUUACGAGAAAAACUUCAGCUACCCGUAAUUCGCGACUGAGACGUCAGUGGGAGCUGUAAUUUGUAUGGCAAGGGGAUUGUGCUACCCCUUAAUUCGUAUUACGGAAUUUACGCCACAGACCUCGUAGUUAUUAAUAUUAUUGUUAUAAUAGAAAUUUUUUUAUUUUUUGGUGACGUGAAACUCACAAUAUAAUUAAUAUGCAAACGUCAUAAGAUUACAUCACGUUUUCCUGGUAAGACAAACUUUCCUGGCGUGCUUUUUUCAUGGAUAAACACCACUGAUUUGCAGAUGGAUGCCUCCCAGGUGUUUAUGUAACAUAAGCAUAUUGUUAGCUAACCAGCUGCGUGUAUUCCUUUGUGAAAAUGAGUACCGCAUCCCCUCUUGGGAAGAGGGAACUUCGAAAUAAUUGUCUCAAUAUCUUCGCACCGUACUUUAGCUUAUACUUAUGCAUGGAAUACCUGCAGCACUUAAAAUGUAAAAUAAUCAAUUCGCUACCUGACAAACACCGAACUUUAUUCAUAUGCAUUACAUAAAUAGUUGCUGUACUCCUACAUUACUGGCGCAUCGUAAAGACCAACUGACUGCAGACCAUUUCCGGUCACACGUUACUCUCCAUAACGCAGCACCCCUAGUUCCGUCACCUCUGGAUUUGUAAAUUGUUUUAACUGGUGUUGCAAUUCAAUUCCAAUAUUUUAUUGCUGAAUCUUUUAUAUUUGAUUUUUAAGUAUGCUUCAUGUGAAGGUGUUUAGUAUAGGACAACCACUUGUUUAAAUUACCUUCAAUUACCUAUUAAAUAAGUGGAUAAAUAGGCUGCUAAUUGUCUUAUAACACCAUAUUUUACUGUUGUGGAUGAAGGUUGUUUAUUUGCUCAAAAUAAUUUCUUCUGAAACUGCUGUUGUUUACAGUCUUUCAUCAUUUUUAUUAAAAAAGGUGCAUUUUUAAGCUUAAUCUCUUGAUAUAUAUCUCCUAUUGGCAGAUAAAAUAAUAAUAGGCCUAAUUAUUAUUAUUAUUAUUAUUAUUAUUAUUAUUAUUAUUAUUAUUAUUAUUAUAUAUAUAUAAUAAUAAUAAUAAUAAU